Messenger RNA from Morus notabilis, 351 nucleotides. Its product is annotated as probable DNA-directed RNA polymerase subunit delta. The record is from RefSeq and is a predicted model, not a curated record. The transcript has a single exon. Lineage: Eukaryota; Viridiplantae; Streptophyta; Magnoliopsida; Rosales; Moraceae. The coding region runs from base 1 to 351 and encodes 116 amino acids.
AUGGAACAUUUUGGGCAUCGACAUAUAUGGAAUUUUCCAGAAGAGGACGUCAACGAGGUCACGAUAGUUCAAGAUACAGAAUCACGAAAUGUUCUUGAGUUAGUAGUUGACCUACCUGAACUGGACAACUUAACAUUUGAUCGGCCUGAUAUCGAAGCAAAUACUGUCACGUCUGACGUCGACGCAUACUUGCGGGACAAGUCGCCAACUAAAGAUGAAGAUGACUUUAUUGACGAUGGUGAUGAUGAAACUGUGUUUGACUAUAUCGAAGAUGAGCUCGUCGAUUUUGAAGAUGAUGACGACAUAGAAAGUGCUGAUGAUGUUGAAGACAUUCGUAGUGACGACGAAUAG